Psylliodes chrysocephalus is the source of this 4583-nucleotide messenger RNA. Lineage: Eukaryota; Metazoa; Arthropoda; Insecta; Coleoptera; Chrysomelidae. The record is from the annotation of a GenBank genome assembly.
UAACAACUGGCAGAUAUAACACUCUGUUUUAGUAUGUCUAAACUGCCAGUAAAUAUAAAGGAAAGUCCCUAUAAUUUUCUCCUAUUUUAUUGGACACUAAAUAUAAAAUCGUGAAACGAAUAUAUCGGUUUUACGUCCAAUUACGGAUACUGUUUUUUUUUAUUAUUACCAUGAGAUAUACUUACAUCGUAAUCUUUUCGAGAAUUUUACGAGUCAGACGUUAAGAACAUCGCGGUAUCGGGAUAAAAUGAAGGGCUCAAUGGAUAACGCCAAGAGCGCUAAAAGGAAUACACGGGAAUGGAGGUUUGUCGCGUAUAAUAAGAUCAUGGAUGGAAUGGAGUUGGAGACUCUUUACCAAAGAUAUUGCAUCCGUUUGAAGCACGCUCUUUACCUGUCCUGCCUGACAAUAGCUAGCAUGACUAGCGCUGGUCUACUCAUAACCAUCUGUGUGUUGCAUAUUCAGGAGCUGCACACAAGCCUGCUACCAAUCACCACGUUGUCCGUACUAACGUCCGGUUUGAUCGUCAUUUUGCUGGCGUCCCAAUUUCCGCCCGUUUUGGAAUCCGAGGCGUGGGCCCUUCUAUCGUCUUUGCUAGUUACGACGGGCGUCGCGGCGGCGAUGCUGCUGCUGGCCGGUCGACACGCGCCUCUGCCUCUCUUCGCGCUGCUGAUCGCCAUACACACGAUGAUGCCGCUGUCCAGAGCCGUGGCGUUGGCUUUGGCCACUAUCGUUACCGUAGCUCAUCUGGCGACUUCCAUAGCUUAUAGGUUACAAGAUGGGGAUGUCGUUCACUACUUGCAGCUCAUUCCGGAAACCGUGAUGCUGCUAUCGGCCAGCUGUACGGGUCUGUAUUACCGACACAUGACCGAAGAGGCGCACAGAAGGACCUUUGUGGGCACGAGGACCUGCAUCGAAUCCCGAGUGAAACUCGAAUGCGAAAAGGAGCAACAGGAACAACUCCUGUUGAGCGUGAUACCCGCUUACAUAGCCGCAGAGGUGAAACGGAGCAUAAUGUUGAAGAUGGCGGACGCCUGUCAGGAGCAGUCGAACCGAAGUUUCCACGAGAUGUACGUGCAACGUCACAACAACGUUUCGAUACUUUACGCCGACAUCGUGAAUUUCACGCCUCUCUCCGAGCAGCUGUCGGCCUCGGAUCUAGUGAAAACGCUCAACGAGCUGUUCGGAAGAUUCGAUCAGAUCGCACAAGAUAAUCAGUGCAUGAGAAUCAAAAUUCUGGGCGACUGUUACUACUGCGUAUCAGGCUUGCCAGUAUCACGUCCAAACCACGCAUACAACUGUGUCAAUAUGGGUCUACAGAUGAUAGAAGCAAUCAGAUUCGUCCGGGAAGCGACGGGAUUCAACGUCGACAUGCGAAUAGGAAUCCACACUGGGAACGUGUUAUGCGGCGUCCUGGGCCUCAGGAAGUGGCAGUUCGACGUCUGGAGCGACGACGUUACCUUGGCUAACCACAUGGAAUCCGGAGGGAUUGCCGGACGAGUUCACAUUACUAGAGCCACACUACACCAGCUGGGCGACAAGUUCCAAGUGGAGCCGGGAGAUGGAAUUGCUAGAGAAAGCUAUUUAUCUGACCACAAAAUUGAGACGUUCCUGAUUAUUCCUCCAAAACACCCAGACAGUGAAGCUCAGAACGGCAACAUCAAACCCCGCCUGUCCAACGUAUCGGAAAGAACGAACAGCAUCUGCGAGGGUAAUUUGGGAUUGAGCAUCCCGCACACGAGGACGAGGCCGUCGAGCAAGAUGACCAAAUACGUGGAAUGCUGGGGGGCCGACAAACCUUUCGCCAACAUAGCUGAGUCCACUCUAGCGAAAAACAUCGAGCUUACGUCGACGUCGUACCUCCAGACCCUGGCAAUGAUCGAAUCCAACUUGCUGCCGAACCGCACUACGUGUCUGGAAUGCAAAAAAUGGUGGAACAGCGAAGAGCUUCAUCCGGCGCUGCUGUGGUUCCAAAACAGGAAGCACGAAACGGAAUACCGCGGCCAAGCCGACGCGGAAUUCCGCUACUACAUCACCUGCGCUUCGUUUUUGUUUCUAGCGAUGUGCCUCAUGCAAAUCACCACCAUUCCCAGGAGCAUAAUUCUAUUUGGUACUCUGGGUCCUACCCUGGUGGUGCUUCUAAUAUUCGUCUAUCUGUGUUGGUUGGAUGGGUGCUGCGGACCUCGGCCACCCUCGGAUACCCCGGUGGAUGAACCAGGGGCUUGUUCGCCCCCUGGACAAAUCGUUGCUGAAAGUCGAUGUCUCAGACUAUCGAUUUUUUUAGUGUCUGUGACACUAAUUUCGGCAUGCGCUGUCGUUACAUUGAUUGAUUACAAUCCAUUGCCCAUUCCCAUACCGAUUGUAACCAGUACAACGCCGAUGCCAGAAAUCGAUGAAUACAAUUCCAGCUUUGCGUGGAAUGUCUCUACCAGAAUGCCCGAUGAAAUCGACGAUGAAAUUCCAAAUAUUGUCGUUGUACAGUAUGUUCCAACAUAUCUCUACAGUUCAGCUUUAGUUUUGGCAGCCAUUUCGGUAUUUCUAAGGAUGGGUUUUCUUCUGAAGCUAUUCAUUAUGAUAUUAUCGGUGGUAGCGCACAUAUUUAUCUACAGUUACUUGGAGUUUUUUCAAAAAUACCAUGACGUUCACGAAGACGAAUUUCCAUCUAUACCGUUCGAAAUUAAAACAGCGCUAGCUCUAGCCCUAGUAGUGAUAUUUUUCCACAUACUCGACAGACAAAUAGAAUUCACCGCUAGAACCGAUUAUUUGUGGAAAGCUAAACUGAAGGUGGAACAGGACGAGGUCGAAACCAUGAGAGGCAUAAAUAAGAUUCUCCUGGAAAAUAUUCUUCCCGCCCACGUGGCAGAGCACUUCUUGAACACGAGGAUCACGGAGGACUUGUACCACGAGAGAUACUCUUGCGUGGCAGUGAUGUUUGCGUCAAUACCGAAUUAUAAGGAAUUCUACGACGAAAGUGAUGUAAAUAAACAAGGAUUAGAAUGUUUAAGGCUGCUCAACGAAAUUAUAUGCGAAUUCGAUAAGUUAUUACUGAAACCAAAAUUCAGCUGCAUAGAAAAAAUUAAAACCAUUGGUAGCACAUAUAUGUUGGCGUCCGGUUUAAGGCCUGGAAAAGAAGAAGAUAAUAAAGAGGCCAGCAGAAAAGAAGAACAUAUCAUUACUGCGUUAGUGGAUUUUGCAGUUUUAUUAAUGACAAGCUUAGAACAAAUUAACAGAGAUGCAUUCCAAAGAUUCAAAUUAAGAGUUGGUUUAAACCACGGCCCGGUGAUAGCAGGCGUGGUAGGUGCUCAAAAGCCGCAAUACGACAUUUGGGGCAAUACCGUGAACGUCGCCUCCAGAAUGGACUCCUGCGGAAUUCUCGGCAAGAUACAGACGACGGAUGUUACUGCCAAUGUGCUCACGAACGCCGGUUACCAAUGCGAAUGCAGAGGACCGACUUACGUCAAGGGGAAGGGUACAUUGACGACAUAUUUCGUGAAGACCCCUUUCGACGACAAGAAUCAUUAAACUUGGAAAGUUGACGCUCGAAUGUUCGAAAAGGGGAAUUAGAAGUUUGAAGAAUUUGAAAUCUGAUUAUUGUUUUUAUACUUCUAAUAUGAAUGCGGUUAAUUAUUGUGAUAUUUCAGCUCUGGCUGGAGCACCUUUGUAAUGGCUUUUUAUCCCUUUUUUUUAUAGCUAAAAGUUUUUUGGAUAAAAUAAUUUUUUUCCUGUUGUAUGCAGUCAAACUAAAAGGUGGCUGUUGUUAAUGUUACUCACAGGCUCUCUUGGAGGAAGAAGAAGUUUUGAGGUUUGUGACGUCAUAAGAUAGAAUUGCGUCACUAUCUAUUUGAUGUUUAAAAAAAAUGUUAGAAAGCAACUUAUUUUCAAACUAAAUACUCAGAUUUUUGAAAAAAGUGCCAAGAACAAGCAUAAACAUUAAAUGCAUACAACUCAUGUAGACUAGACGCAUAUCCUAAUAUAAACAAAUAUUUUAAUUAAUUUAUUGACAAUAAUACAUUUUUUUAUUUUUGUUACUUGUUAUUUUAUGAAAAAAGCAAAAUGUUUAUUUAGGUAGUGAAAGAAAUGUUAUUUCAACAUAUCAUAUAGUGUUUAAAAAUGUGUAAAAUUGUUUAAUUUAUUUAUAUAUUUUUAUUUCUACACAUCUUUUGUACUGAUCAAGAUAUACAAUUUUUCAUUGUACCAAAUAAGAAAAUAUCGUCAGUUUCAAGGCAUUAUAAUAUUUUUUUUAUUUGACUUAAGUACCUGACUGAAUAGUUACUAGUUUAAUCAAUUAUUUAUUAGUUUUUUAACCGUAAUGUUAGUAAUAUAUGUAGGUAUAUUUGUGAAUGUUAUUUUUAUCAAUGUCGGUGAUUAAGAAUAAGAAAAUGCCUAAUAUUUUUAAAUUAUGGCAUUAUAAAGCUGCUUUAUUAGUUAAAGUAGGCGUAAACACCAAAUUAUUAGAAUAUAUUAGAUCAUUAAAUAUAUAUACUUAUUAUAUUUUAUAAAAUAUGUAUUUAAUAUAUUUAUUUAUCGUACAGAAUGUAUAUUUUAAGAAUUGUAGAAUGUUUUUGUGUAGUUAUAUAUCCUGGAC